AUGUCUAGAGAGCCAGGGCCGCUCCGAUUUCUGGUGAUUGGCGCCGGCCAGAGAGGAACUGCCUACGGAAAGGCCGUAACUAAUGCCACUGAAGGGAUUAUCUACGCCGUUGCAGAGCCCAACGAUGAGACCCGCCGUAGAUUCGGACGGAAAUAUGUCUGGGGAGAGAAACAGCCGUCUGUGGGACAGGAGUUCAAGGACUGGAAGAGCUGGCUUGACUGGGAGAAAGAAAGACGCAGACUGAAAGACUCAUCUGCAGCGCCAGACGUCGGAGUCGACGGCGUCUUCAUCUGUACUUUGGAUGAAUCGCACCUAGAAAUUGUUCAGGCCAUCGCGCCCUUGAAUCUACAUAUAAUGUGCGAGAAGCCGCUGGCUCUAUCUUUAACAGAUAUCCUUCUUGCAUCCAAGGCGAUAACGGAUGCAUCUCCAACAUCACCGGUGCCUUCAAAGAUAUUCUCAAUCGGCCAUGUGCUUCGGUAUAGCCCGCACAACCAGCUGCUUCGCAAGCUCCUUCUCGCGGAUAGAGUGAUAGGAGACAUUAUAUCCAUCGAGCAUACUGAGCCUGUGGGAUGGUCUCACUUCGCUCACAGUUAUGUUCGCGGAAACUGGAGGAGGGAAACACCAGCUGCAGACGGCAGCUUAUUGACCAAAUGCUGUCAUGAUAUUGAUUUUAUAUUAUGGCUGCUCUGCUCGCCUCCUCCGGGUGCACCGCUUGACUAUCCAGAGCACCUGCCGCGAACAAUAACCUCAACGGGGAUGCUGUCACAGUUUACAAAGGCAAACAAGCCUCCCGCUGCCGGAGACAGCACGAACUGUCUUUCCUGCCCUAUUGAACGGGAUUGCAUAUACAGUUCUGUCAAGAUAUAUAAUGAUAUGUGCCUGGCAAAGGGAAGUACAGGAUUUCCUGCCCAUAAUGUCUAUCCGGAAAUCGAAGAUGUCCUAUCUAAACACGGCAUGGAAACAGCAAAGAAGAAUCUCCUCAGUAUUUUGGCUGAGGAUUACGAGGUGAAGACGAUGCGUGAUGAAGACGUUGCUUCGCGUCCAUGGUAUGGCCGCUGCGUGUACGAGUCUGAUAACAGCGUAUGUGAUGACCAAUUUGUCACCAUCGCUUGGGGAAGUGAUCCCAUACCGCAAGGUUGUAAGACAUACUCGCAUACGCAAUCACCACUUGGCGGCAGGGGUGCAAAACUCGCUACGCUGCAUAUGGUAGCUCCAACUGAGUCCCAGUGUGUUCGCCGUGGACGCAUAUCUGGUACCCUGGGUGAGGUCACAUAUGACGGCGUAACAAUCAGCAUCUACACUUUCGGAACUGGGGAGACGACAAAGCAUUCCAUAGCUCCGCCACCUCCGGAAGAAGCAGAGUCUCACGGAGGUGGAGAUUAUGGACUCACACGAGCUUUUGUUAGAGCUGUUGACUCGGUGGAGAACCAGGGAUGGGAUGUCAAGAAAGCUCAAAUUGAGAUUCUAGGGUGUACCUUGGAAGAGGCAAUCCGAAGCCAUGCGGUAGUCUUUGCUGCUGAAGAAGCCCGGCGAGAAGAGCUCGUUGUAAGUUGGAAGGACUGGUGGGCGAAGAAAACUGAACAAAUCCCUAAUUAG
Messenger RNA from Microsporum canis CBS 113480, 1596 nucleotides. Its product is annotated as streptomycin biosynthesis protein StrI. Gene Ontology annotation, molecular function: nucleotide binding. The record is from RefSeq and is a predicted model, not a curated record. The transcript has a single exon. Bases 1 to 1596 code for a protein of 531 amino acids. Lineage: Eukaryota; Fungi; Ascomycota; Eurotiomycetes; Onygenales; Arthrodermataceae.